AUGCCUGUACCCGCAAGUGCGAUGCCCGCUGGUGCCCAUGGCCCUUCUACCUUCGACAAGCUCAAGAUGGGCGCCAUGAUGGGCGGCAGUGUCGGCCUCAUCAUCGGUUUCAUCUUUGGCGCAACCAACAUCAUCAGAUUCGGCCCUGGUCCCAAUGGAAUGCUCAGAACCUUGGGCCAGUACAUGGCCGGCUCGGCCGCCACCUUUGGGUACACAUCUUGA
Molecule: messenger RNA, 222 nt
Organism: Aureobasidium vineae
Lineage: Eukaryota; Fungi; Ascomycota; Dothideomycetes; Dothideales; Saccotheciaceae
Source: the annotation of a GenBank genome assembly